CUGCACGUUCUCAGCGCCAAGUCACAGUAACGCUCUUCUCAAGGGCCUUUCCGCUCUACGAGAACAAGGCCAGUUACUGGACGUAGAGCUGGCCAUUAACAGCCAGCGCUUCCAGGUUCACAAAGCCGUGUUGGCCUCCUGCAGUGACUACUUCAGAGCUAUGUUUACCGGAGGGAUGAAGGAAUCAAACCAGGACUCGAUCGAGUUGAAAGGCCUGUCAGCUCGUGGCUUGAAGCACAUCAUUGAUUUUGCCUAUAGUUCAGAGGUCACUCUCGACCUGGACUGUAUCCAGGAUGUCCUCGGCGCGGCCGUCUUUCUGCAGAUGGUACCGGUCGUCGAGCUCUGCGAAGAGUUCCUCAAAUCGGCCAUGAGCGUCGAGACCUGCCUGAACAUCGGACAGAUGGCCUCCGCUUUCAACCUGUCCUCUCUAAAGGAGUCUGUAGACGCGUUUACGUUCCGCCACUUCCUACAGAUCGCGGAAGAGGAGGACUUCCUGCACAUCCCCAUGGAACGGCUGUUUUUCUUCCUGAAGAGUAACAAACUGAAGGGCUGCAGCGAGAUCGAUUUGUUCCACGCUGCUGUCCGCUGGCUCCGGCACGACGAGUCUCGGCGGCCCAUCGCGAACGAAGUGCUCAGGCAUGUCCGCUUCCCUCUUAUGCGCUCCUCUGAGCUGGUGGAUCGUGUCCAGACCGUGGACAUCAUGGUAGAGGACGUGCUGUGUAGGCAGUAUCUGCUUGAGGCCUUUAAUUAUCAAAUCCUUCCCUUCCGACAGCACGAGAUGCAGUCCCCUCGCACCGUCAUCCGCUCUGACGUCGUUUCUCUCAUCGCUUUCGGGGGCACACCGUACACCGACAAUGACAGAACUGUGAGCGGUAAAGUGUACUAUAUGGCUGACAGUGCAGCAAGGCAGUUCAAAGAACUGACUGACAUGGAGGCGGGCUGCAGCCACGCCUGCGUUUCCGUUCUGGAUAAUUUUGUCUACGUGGUGGGCGGCCAGCACCUUCAGUACCGUAGCGGCGAAGGUGCGGUGGACGUCUGCUUCCGUUACGAUCCGCACCUGAACCAGUGGUUGCGCAUCAAGCCCAUGCAAGAGAGCCGCAUUCAGUUUCAGCUCAACGUACUGCAAGGGCAGCUCUACGCCACGGGGGGGCGCAAUCGAUCCGGCAGCCUGUCGUCUGUGGAGUGCUACUGCCCCAAGAAAAACGAAUGGACGUACGUGGAGUCGCUGAAGAGGAGGAUAUGGGGUCAUGCCGGGGCGACAUGUGGAGACAGACUCUACAUUUCGGGUGGAUAUGGAGUUUCCGUAGAGGACAAGAAGUCACUUCAUUGCUACGAUCCCGCCACUGAUCAGUGGGACUUCAAGUGCCCGAUGAAUGAGCCACGGGUGCUGCAUGCUAUGAUCAGCUUGAAUAGUCGUGUCUACGCUCUGGGUGGAAGAAUAGACCACGCUGACCGCUGCUUCGACGUGCUGGCGGUGGAGUAUUACGUUCCAGAAACGGAUCAAUGGACCACAGUUAGCCCGAUGCGUGCGGGUCAGUCCGAGGCUGGCUGCUGCUUAUUAGACAGAAAGAUUUACGUUGUUGGAGGAUACAACUGGCACCUAAAUAAUGUCACAAGCAUAGUCCAAGUCUAUAACACUGACAUGGAUGAGUGGGAGAGGGAUCUGCACUUUCCAGAAUCUUUUGCUGGAAUUGCUUGUACACCUAUAAUUCUGCCUCAGACUGCCACACAGCGAUGA
Messenger RNA from Trichomycterus rosablanca, 1738 nucleotides. It is a transcript of the gene klhl26, whose product is annotated as kelch-like family member 26. The transcript is spliced from 2 exons. The coding region runs from base 161 to 1738 and encodes 525 amino acids. Lineage: Eukaryota; Metazoa; Chordata; Actinopteri; Siluriformes; Trichomycteridae. The record is from RefSeq and is a predicted model, not a curated record. Gene Ontology annotation, molecular function: protein binding.